AAAUUUGCGUUGUCCGUACAAACUACAAACCAAGCUGCUGUGCUGAGCUGGGGUUUUUUGACUUGAAGACAGAAAAUAAGAGUGUGUUAAACCCUAAGUCCUUUCCCAAGCGGCCUCCUGGUUUCAUCUCACAAGUAAGAGAUUGGUCAAUUCAAUUUCCGCAAUUUGAUUCAACAACAGACAUGCAGAAAAUGAAGGUGGUUGCUUUAGUCAGCGGUGGAAAAGAUAGCUGUUAUGCUAUGAUGAAAUGCAUCCAAUACGGCCACCAGAUUGUCGCCGUGGCUAAUUUAUUACCAGCUGAUGAUUCAGUGGAUGAGUUGGAUAGCUACAUGUACCAAACUGUAGGGCACCAAAUAAUUGUAAGCUAUGCAGAAUGCAUGGGAGUUCCAUUGUUCCGAAGGCGAAUACAAGGAUCCACAAGGCACCAUAAACUUAGCUACCAAAGGACACCGGGUGAUGAAGUUGAAGAUAUGUUUAUUUUGUUGAAUGAAGUUAAGAAGCAGAUACCUUCUGUAACAGCAGUUUCUUCUGGUGCAAUUGCAUCAGAUUAUCAAAGGCUAAGGGUGGAAAGUGUCUGUUCAAGGUUAGGGCUUGUUUCUCUGGCAUAUUUGUGGAAACAAGAUCAAUCAUUGCUUCUUCAAGAAAUGAUAACGAAUGAAAUUAUGGCUAUUACAGUCAAGGUUGCAGCCAUGGGGCUGGACCCUGCGAAGCACUUGGGCAAAGAAAUAGCAUUCUUGGAACCUUAUCUUCAUAAACUGAAAGACUUGUAUGGAAUAAAUGUAUGUGGCGAGGGAGGGGAGUAUGAGACUCUGACUCUUGACUGCCCACUCUUCCAGAAUGCUCGAAUUAUGCUUGAUGACUUCCAAGUUGUACUGCACUCUUCAGAUUCCAUAGCUCCAGUUGGAGUGCUGCAUCCAUUGAAAUUUCAUUUGGAAAGUAAGCAGUCCAACUCAUUAAGUGGUAAUAACAAAACCAAUGAUCUCUGUCGGGAGAAUAUCAGUUCUGUAUUCGAAGUGCAAGGAGUAAACCUGGAAGAAUGCAAAGCUCCAGGCGAGCCUGAUCCUGAAGUUAAUGAUUUGAUUGAAGUUUCAAGUCAUAGGCUUCACCUCUCUAAAACGGAAAAAGAUAAUACAUUUUCUAUUUGUUGUUGGUUGCAAGAUACAUCAGGACCUCCCACAGGUUUGCAAGGAGACCUGAAGCUGAUCCUUAGGCAAAUUGAGUUGCAGCUUGAAGGAUGUGGUUUAGGUUGGGAGCAUGUGCUUUAUAUCCAUCUCUACAUUUCUGAUAUGGAUCAGUUCACUCAGGCAAAUGAGACAUAUGUGAGAUUUAUUACCCAGGAUAAAUGCCCUUUUGGUGUUCCAUCACGAAGUACUAUUGAACUUCCUUUAAUUCAAGCGGGUUUAGGGAGAGCGUAUGUUGAAGUUCUAGUGGCCAAUGAUCAGAGCAAAAGAGUUUUGCAUGUUCAAAGUAUUUCAUGCUGGGCACCAAGUUGCAUUGGACCUUAUAGCCAGGCGACUUUGCAUAAGGAGAUACUACACAUGGCUGGUCAGCUGGGACUCGAUCCACCGACAAUGACUCUAUGUGAUGGUGGCUCAACUGCAGAACUUGAAUCGGCGCUUCAGAACAGUGAGGCAAUAGCAAAAUGCUUUAAUUGUUCAAUUUCUACUUCUGCUAUUCUCUUCGUGGUUUACUGCUCGACGAAUAUUCCAUUAGAUGAGAGACCAAAAAUUCACGACAAUCUGGAUACAUUUGCGAAACAACUUAAGCUGUCUCAUUUGGAUAAAGGGACCAAGCCUGAAGUGCUUGAUCCUAUUUUCCUUUAUAUUCUAGUUCCAGAUCUGCCGAAAAGAGCACUUGUAGAAAUAAAGCCGAUUCUUUAUGUCCCAGAGACUAUGGAAACGCCUGAAGAAACUUCCUGUCAACUUUCUAGCAUAGUGGCACCUACUUCUUUUGGUUUUCAACCUGCAGAUUGGCAUGAUUCAUGUAUUCAGAAAUGUGUCAUUCCCGGAAAGAUAUGUGCAGUGGUUUUGUCAAUCACAAGUGUAGUUGCUAUGAAGAUUUGUUCAGAUUCUAUGAAUGCUGAUUGGAGCAACAACAAUCAUCAGAAUUUUCUCACAGAGAGUCAAAUGAAAAGAAUAUCUAGGUUUUGCAUCUUUCUUCUAAACAAAACCAUUAUCGAAAAUGAUUUUUCUUGGAAAGACACUAUGAGUUUGAGACUCUACUUCCCACCUAACCUUCAUGUGCCUUUGGAGACAUUAUCAAACUUGUUCGCAGAUGGAUUCAAGGAACUUGAUCAGAUGAAUGGUGGUACCAAAGUAGGCGGGAAGCCUAUCUUCAAUCUUGUUCCGGUCCUAGGUGCCGGAAUAUCUGCUGCAUGUACAAAUGAUAUAAUCACCUGUGAGCUGUUUGCUCGGAAAUCUUGAUCCUUUACUUCACUUUGGCAAUUCCAUCAUUUGUUUUCUCCAAGGGAUGGUUCAGUCAUCAAAGAAACUCCUUUCUGAAAGUUAAAACAGCCACACCAAUGUGGUUUGUUCUUGGAUGAAGAGGUAAUGCUUUUGGUCAAUUUAUUUGUUAGAUUUCUUGUCUUUACAAUCAAGUAUUCUUUACAUUUCAAGGAAUCUAAAGAACCUUGGUAAAGUCAAAUUUAAAUGUUAAUUGCAAGAUUUUGUGAUAUAUUCUGAUUGGGAA
Molecule: messenger RNA, 2688 nt
Organism: Gossypium raimondii (Peruvian cotton)
Lineage: Eukaryota; Viridiplantae; Streptophyta; Magnoliopsida; Malvales; Malvaceae
Product: diphthine--ammonia ligase
Exons: 12
Coding region: 183-2423 (746 amino acids)
Biological process (GO): protein histidyl modification to diphthamide
Molecular function (GO): diphthine-ammonia ligase activity
Source: RefSeq, a predicted model, not a curated record